UUGCUGUCUCAUCCGAUGCUUUCGUAAGUCAUUCCCCACCUCUAUUUCUGUCAGCGAUGUUUGUACUGACUUGCUAAACUACAAGUUCCCUUUCAUCGACAACGUUUUCCGUGCCGCCCGCUCCGGCGUUAAGUACAUCGCUGCCCCUAGUGGCAGCCAGAACGACGGCCCCGUCUUCGAGACUGCGGAGAAGCUUGGCAUUGUUUUUGUCGAGCAGGGAACACGCCUCUUCCACCACUAAGCUGUUGCCAUUGCUUGAUAUAUGAUAGUCCAAAUGUUAUGCCAGUAUUUAUAUGUGAUGAUGUCAGUCCAUAUUUUCACGACUUUAUACCUAACUCUCUGGGGAAAUGAAAUAAAAGAACCUUUGAUUUUUGAGACUUUGCUCCGUGUCCUCGGUGGUAAAAUAGGAUCGAUGACCCCUCACCCGAGCCGGGCUGUUAUGGUCCUGGUUCAGUCGAGACCUCGAUACUUAUUAGCGCACACUUAUGAUCUAGAUGAGAAUUCGGGCAUCGGAUAGCAGUGUCUAAUGCUGCUGUAGAAAUAUCUGACUAAUAGAACGAUAGAUUGAAAACCGCCUGGGGUGCUUAACCAGAAGGAUCUUGGGGGGUUGAUGAGGGCCAUUAUAUUAUAGGCAAGCAUACAAAGGUAGCCCCCUUUCACUAAGCAAACAAUGGAAUAUGGCGAAAAGGCUUGAAGAUUACAGCAUAAUUUUACCUCAAAAGGUCAUUGAGAGACCACGGUCUUCAAAAGGUAAACUAUUGCCUAACUUAGGUAUGUGAAGGAUAAUGGGAUCCAUGAAAGCCAAAUCCAACCGCUGAAGCACAGUCAGCACGACCAAUCUCCGUCAUGUUUCGUGCAUCGAGGCAAAUGAGGUAGCUUGUGCCCG
This is a messenger RNA of Aspergillus alliaceus, 886 nucleotides long. RefSeq lists its product as uncharacterized. The transcript has a single exon. The coding region runs from base 263 to 517 and encodes 84 amino acids. NCBI's taxonomy places the organism in Eukaryota, Fungi, Ascomycota, Eurotiomycetes, Eurotiales, Aspergillaceae. The record is from RefSeq and is a predicted model, not a curated record.